Messenger RNA from Anopheles coustani, 1989 nucleotides. Its product is annotated as CLIP domain-containing serine protease B9-like. The transcript has 5 exons. Gene Ontology annotation, molecular function: serine-type endopeptidase activity. NCBI's taxonomy places the organism in Eukaryota, Metazoa, Arthropoda, Insecta, Diptera, Culicidae. The record is from RefSeq and is a predicted model, not a curated record. Bases 1 to 1989 code for a protein of 662 amino acids. Gene Ontology annotation, biological process: proteolysis.
AUGGUGAGGAUCGUGAGGUUGUUGGUAGCGUUGGCGGGGUUGGGAUGUACGAUCGGAUGCGGCGUGCACGCGGAAGUGACGACCUGCCAGACGCGUGCCGCCAAUCCGCAGCAAGGCCGGUGCGUGCCGGUGUCCAAGUGUCCCGCGAUCAAGCAGCAUCUGCUGCGGCUUCAGUUCCGCUCGGCGGAUCAGUUUGAGGCGUUCCUGAUCGAGCGAUCGUGCAGCUACGGUCGGGAUGGGACGCUGCAUGUGUGCUGCACGGGGAAGCUGGUGGAGCGUCAGAAGGCGUUGAAGGCGAACGACAAGCACGACUGCGAGGAACCGUGCGUCCCGAUCGAGGACUGUCCGGCGGUGUACGGGCGCAGUAUGGUGCUGCAGAAGCGGUACGAUCGAUCGCUGCACCGGCAGCUGCGAGACGGAUUCUGCCACGAGCAGCCCAACGGUCAGCUGUUUGUGUGCUGCGAUCCGGAGCGGUACGCCAACAGUUCCGCCAGCGCUGGCACGCGCCAACUGGCGAAGAAAGUCAGCUGGCAGUCCUGUACGACGCCGUUCGGGGAUGAGGGAAAGUGCGUACCGCCGGCCCGCUGCGCCAUGGUGGACGAUCCGGACACGAUCGGCUCGGAGCUGGAGGCGUUCACGAUCGGAUGCGAUCCGGUGGCGAAUCAGUCGCAGCUGUGCUGCACCGAGUCGCUUCUUCUGUUCGACCAGGACGCCGGGGUCGAGUGUGAGACGGAUGCUGGAGCUCCGGGCGUGUGCAGCGAGUCCGAGCGCUGCCUGGACUUCAUCGAGGCGACCGAACAGGACAGCUACGUUCGCCGGAACUGGUGCUACACGAACCUCCAGCAGGUGGACUAUCUCUGCUGUGCGUCGGAUCGCAUCAAGGAAGCACCGCCGCUGGAGUUUGGCAUUCGGGCCGGGGAGGAUCCGGUAGCCUGCUCGACUCCAAUCAACCGACCCGGGUUCUGCGUUCCCCUGGCGCAGUGUGGACCGGUUGCGCGGUUGCUACGUCUCAUAUCGGAACGAGGGACUACAGCAACCCCGGACGAGGGUCGUUUCCUGCGUGGCUCACUGUGUGCCACCCCGGCUGGGGCUACCGGAUAUCAUGUCUGCUGUGAUGCCACGGCAGUGCAAACGACAACCACGGCGGCUCCAGCUCCGGCUUCCUCCCCAGCUCCAGCCACCGCAACCUCUGGCGGACUACUUUCUCACCCCAAUAUGCGACUCUUUGAUAGAAACAACUGUGGCCUACCCGGGACAGUAAACAAGAUCGCCUUCGGUCAACAGGCUCGUCUCUUCCAGUAUCCCUGGAUGGCGAUGAUUGUGUACGCGUCCAGCACCGGCACGGAGGGGUCCGAGUGUGCCGGCACGGUUAUUAACGUGCGCUACGUUCUGACGGCGGCACAUUGCAUCGAUGGCCAGAUGGAGCGACUGCGGUAUGUUCGUAUUGGAGAGUAUGACACUCGGACCGAUCCCGACUGCGAGGACGAUGCCUGUGCUGCGCCCAUACAACGGUACGGUGUUGAGGACGCUGUCAUCAAUCCGAACUUCACGCGAAUCGUACGCUCCGGACACGACAUCGGGUUGUUGAGGAUGAACCGGACCAUUGACUUCUCCUCAGGGGAUGUGGCCCCAGUUUGUCUGCCCUUCACAAGUGGUCUGAUGGGCUUCGACCCGACGCUCUACUGGAUCACCGGUUGGGGUCUGACGGAGCGGCUCGAGGUCAGCCCGGUGCUUCUACAAGCGCGCAUCCCUCCGGUGUCGUGCAGUUUAAACAAUUACGCCAUCUGCGCAGGGUUCGGCAACGCUACAUUGCACUGUGAGGGCGACUCCGGAGGACCGAUGAAGGCGCAGGUACCCGAGUACAACUUCCGCUUCGUGCAGUUUGGCGUCAUUUCGGCCGGGCCUCGCUGUGGCGCACAGGGCGUCCCGGGCAUAAGCUCCCGGGUGUCUUACUUCAUGCAAUGGAUAUUGGAUAAUAUAAGGGCAUAA